Panthera uncia (snow leopard) is the source of this 1198-nucleotide messenger RNA. Its product is annotated as proline-rich protein 36-like. The transcript is spliced from 5 exons. Bases 1 to 957 code for a protein of 318 amino acids. Lineage: Eukaryota; Metazoa; Chordata; Mammalia; Carnivora; Felidae. The record is from RefSeq and is a predicted model, not a curated record.
AUGCUGGGACCAGACAAGGCCGGCCGCUACCGGUUCAGCUCAGGACUCCACCGGAUGAGUGGACUCCAGGGCGGGCCGCCGCUCUCGACGACACUGGACGUGGUGGCACACGAAGGCUUCUGGCACUUGUCAGGCACGUCUUCCGGCAGGUCCCGGCAGCCUCUGGCCUUCGUGCGGCCGCGUCCUCCACAUCUUCCUCCUCUCACGGCGCAGCACCUGUGCAGCUGCACAGCCAGCCAGCAUCCCCGGGCCCUGAACCCUUCGCGGGUCCCCGCCCGCUGCGCUGGCCUUUCUCUCCUCCGCGUGACACAGCCCUGCCGGAGGCCCGGAAGCCAGACCUGCCACCACUUCUGGACACUGGGCUGGCUUCUGCGAAGCCGGGUCCUGACCUCUCAGCCGGCCUCCAGCCCCACCCAGAGCUUGCUGGAAACGAGCUUCCUGGAAGCCCCAGGCACGGGGCCACACAGCCCGCUGACACCCUGCCAGGCUGCUGCAGGACCCUUGGCUGCCGCCGAAGGGCCCGGGGGGAAGUGUCAUGGUGUCGGUGCCCUCCCCCCACCCCUUCCUGCAGAGGACAGCAGCUCCCCGUGCCCACAGGCUGUGCAGGAGCUCAGGCCCGCGUUCCUGUGGGCAGGGAGUGCACUGCGUCCCCGAGACCGGCCGCCACCCACCACACGGCGGACGGGACCCCUGCCGACAUCCUCGCAUCAUCCCGUGACAUCAGAGCUCCCGCCUGUUCACCCUGACGCCUGGUCCCCAAGAAAACUGGCAGAGACAGAAGAGAGAGCUCCGUCCGCCCUCCAACCAGCACCCCUCGUGGGAGCACCCUUCCUCCCAGGGCGCGUCUGUCACAGUGAUGUGGCCACGCCUGACAAGUGUGACCAUCCUGUCUCCGUGGUGUCCUCGGCUCUGCCCCCGUCCCUCGGGUUUUCCUUGCUACCUUCUCAGCAAAUCUGAGUAACUUUUCACUUAAUAAAAUGUCAUUUAGCGUUUUUUAUUGUUGUUUCUAAGUCGAUUUAUAAAACUUAAAUAUCUUCUCAGUUUUAACUUUGAGUCCACUGACUUGAUGAAUAGAACGCGCACGAGGGGCGCCUGGGGGCUCAGCUGGCUGGGUGUCCGACUCUUGGUUUCGGCUCAGGUCAUGACCCCAGGGUCGGGGGAUCGAGGCCCACAUCAGGCUCCUCGCUGAGUACAGAGC